Molecule: messenger RNA, 330 nt
Organism: Striga asiatica
Lineage: Eukaryota; Viridiplantae; Streptophyta; Magnoliopsida; Lamiales; Orobanchaceae
Source: the annotation of a GenBank genome assembly
AUGGCCAAGAGCUGCGGCUUAAUCAAUAGAGCCCACGAUAGCAUCAACAAAGGGUUUCAAAUACCAUCUUACUUUUAUGGUUUGACGACUGAACUCCUGACUAGAAGGAAGGAGGAAGAAGCAAGCCAUCCUGUUUUCGAGCUGGGAAUGAGGAGUGAAAGGACGAAUGGGAUAAGGGCUUGGUCCUUUCUACCUGUGCAUCCAAGAUUUGUGACCAAAAAUUUUUAUCUAGAGAAGCGGCAACACUCUUUGGAGGUAUUGCGCAGUCCGGUAGAGGCCGAAAAGCUCCUGGUCAGUCCAGCCAAUGAGUCUCUAGCAGGAUCCGAAUAG